GAGAGGCAUUAUAAAUUUGGAAUUGUUUUCACAAAAACAAAUUUGAAUCGUAAGGGUAGGAAUAUUACUAAGUUCCAAAAAGGUUCGCGGCUUCUCCAUGUGCCUAUUUGUAUCGUCGAGAGAACAGAGUAGAAAACGAUUUGAGGGUUAAUUUGUGGGAGAAGCGCUAUUUCCUUUUCCCCUGCAUUCAUUCUCCAAGCGCUAUUUCAAUCAAUCAAUGGGAAGGAGUUCUGGUCAUCUAAAUUUUCACCACAUGAUGAAGAACUCCCGAGAGAAGAUGGGGCAGAUCUCCUCAAAAGACGUUGAUGUAUUUUGUCAGUUUAUUACACUCUUAAGGAAUUUACUGGCUGGAAGAAUUGAUGCAAGAGGUGUCAGAGCAAUUGUGCAGGGAUUGUGUAGAGGAGAUACAGAUUUGAUGUUGAAACUCUACAACUUCCCUCCAAAACAAUAUCAAACCAUACUUCCAUUUCAACUUUCUGAGAUGACCGGGGUCAAACGGAAAAAGGUGAACAAGGUAGAAGAGAACUGUGAACUUCCUUGCGAUGUGCUAGAAAACAUUUCCAAAACACUAGAUUUUGAUGAUCUCUUUCACUUUUCCGGAGUGUGCAAGAAUUGGAGGGCUUUUCAUAAAAUCUACGUGACAAAUUUCUUGGCAUACCACGAACCAUUACUUCUUCAAAUUUUGUUUGAUGAUGAACAAAAGGAAUCAUUUUCCUUAAUCAGCAUAUCCAACCAGAAAGUUUAUUGCUUAAAGAUGAUGGACUACAUCGUGAAAUCUCACUAUCUUGCAUUUUUUGGCGGAUAUUUUGUCAAGGUGGCGUCGUUUAAUAAUAAAUUUCUGCUAAUCAAUCCAUUUACGAGAACAAAGAAGGUAAUCGAUGUAUUCACCUUUAAAGUUUACCCUGGUACUUAUGCUAACCAUGCAUUGCUUGCUUUUAGCAAAUGCUCUGAGGAAUUUGUUUUGGUGGUUUUAUGCUUAAUUUCCGACACUUUGCGUGUCUAUCAAUCUCGAAACUGCGAUUGGGUUACUUAUUCUUCAACAAUGGAAAAUAAGGAGAGGGUUGUUCACUUUGUGGUUUUACAUAAUAUAAUAUACAUUGUCACUAACAAGGCCAACAUAGGGGUACUCAGCUUAAAUUCUCCAAAUAUUAAAUUUCUAAAACUGAAGAAUACUCCUGAUGCAACCGACAUAAACUUUAGGUUGGUUAGUUGUAACUUUAAUUAGGUUGGUUAAUUGUGAUGAGCAACUUUUAGUGGUUGAUAUAAUGUCGGAGAAAGUAAGUAUAAUGUGUACAAGAUAGACUUCUCCACUAUGAAUUAUGUCAAACUAGAAAAUUUGGGCGACAUUGCGUUAUUUUAUUCUUUUGAUCCUUCGAUUAGGAGAUGUUAUGCAUUGAGCAAUCCAAGCAGGUGGGGAUAUGAGAGCAACUCUGUGUAUGUCACGAGUUUUUCAUCUACAAUAUGUAGAGUGUACUCAGGGGAUGAUAAAAAAUUUAAAAAAUGCAUCACGCUUCCAACUCCUAGUGAAACGGGCGACUUCAUAUUCGAUUGGUGUUUUGGACAUCUACAAUACAAGAUAGAUUAUUCUCUGGUUGAGUAACUUCCAUAUUGUACACUGUCUUGCUUAUCGUCUUUGUGUUUCAACCUAUUUUGUUUUUGCUUGUGUGAAGCUUGUAAUUUAAUUAUAACUAGAAUAAGGGUCACCUUAUAUUUGAGUCUUGUACUAUUUAUUAUUUUAAUUGUAUUCGGAUUCAUUUGAUACUCAUACGAGUCUUUUUUUCUUA
Messenger RNA from Trifolium pratense (red clover), 1784 nucleotides. RefSeq lists its product as uncharacterized. Gene Ontology annotation, molecular function: protein binding. The record is from RefSeq and is a predicted model, not a curated record. Lineage: Eukaryota; Viridiplantae; Streptophyta; Magnoliopsida; Fabales; Fabaceae. The coding region runs from base 218 to 1225 and encodes 335 amino acids. The transcript has 4 exons.